AUGCUCGACAUCGAAAUUCCCAACAUCCAGAUGGAGAGGUAUAGCGUCAUGUUCGGCACCGUCUUACAGCCAGCGCACCCCCCCGUCCCUCAGUCGUUGCUGGUUCGACGUCAGGGGAAUACAGACAGACUGAAGCCGCUCAACGAGUUGAAGGUUAAGCCAGCAAACGAGCUCCUGCGUCCGCAGCGCAGAGCAUCGUCCCCUUCGCUUGCUCGCUCGCCCUCUUUCUCGCUUUUCCCCGCUGUGGACAGCCGCGCCUCCCCCACACACCGGCCCAAGCAUUUGCAGCGGUCUCAGACGGCGCCUGGAGCGCUAUCACCGAACCGCGCUGUGUUCCAGACUUCCAACGAGGCCGUAGCAUCCGAGAUGCAAAACUCUCAAAGUACUAACUCGGAGGUUCUUGUCGCAACACCAACUACCACCGGCACGAUCGACGUCUACGCAGACUACUGUCUAACGCCCCUUUCCAUCUCGGUUGGCGAAGAUCCUAGCUAUCAUCGUGACUCGGAAGACUCUAGGUAUGAGACGGAUCUUCGGCCACCUCCACUUCUCAUAUCGAAACCACCGCCGUCUCCGGCAUCCCCCGCCUCUCCCACCGCGCAGGUGUCGAUAGCGCGGAAGGUGUCGGUCACGCGGCCUCGCGCUGAUAGCCUUAGACCUAUGCCAAUUAUUCGUAUGGGUUCUGGACGUGUCGCUGGUCGAAAGCCGCGCACUCCCACAUUGGUAGAGCCGCUUAAGAGGAUCAGUCAGAGGGUGGAGGUCGAGAGUGCGUAG
Molecule: messenger RNA, 774 nt
Organism: Coniosporium apollinis CBS 100218
Lineage: Eukaryota; Fungi; Ascomycota; Dothideomycetes
Exons: 2
Coding region: 1-774 (257 amino acids)
Source: RefSeq, a predicted model, not a curated record